GCCUUGAUGUCUUUCAUGUCGAUGCUUUGCCGCACGCCUCUCCGCCUCGUCUAGAUCUGCCGUGUUCGCCAUGUUACAGCCCAUCGCCCACCGUCGUCCCGAAGUGGGGCGAGCGACUAUCAUGCCAUCGGUCACACACAUCUACUACGCCCUUCCCCAACCUCUCCCGCGAUUCGGGGCGCAUGCGAUGCCAUGCGAUGCAGAUGGAGACCGGUUUUCGCGAGAAGACAAAGACCAGCCUUCGGAACCAGACAGAUCUCGUCGCUCCUUCCUGCAUUUUGCAGCGAGCCAAAACCAGGGAAAAGCGGAUGGGGUUUGUCUAGAUCUCGUCGGCCGUGUCGUGAGGGACCGAUUGUUUCAGACGUACGGUUGUUGGGCUGUCGAAAGCGGAGGCAGGCAGCGCACGAAAACGCUCUCUCCUGCGCUGGUCAUUGUUGCAAGCCGCGAGCAGGCACAAAGCGACGAUCAGAACGACGCGGAUCAAUAUCUUGCUGGCGUUUGGGAAGCACGAGACGACAGUAAUCGUUCACAAGUACCUUACAGCUAUCAGAAGGAGGCAACGAGAGUCGAGAUUUCGGUUGAUCUUGUGCCUCCUUUCCAGGCCAUGGGCAGCGAUAUGGUUCUUGCUUGCGGCGAGCUCCGACGACUCUCCAAGCGUGCAACCGGAGAAUUGAGCGCUGUUAUUGAUAUUGUUCAGACGACGCACUCAGUAUUGAUAUCUCCUUCGAGACGACAUGCCGGCACUAUUGGAUAUGUGAAUACGCUUAUGCCGCGCUACAAUUGUGCAAGAUGA
Messenger RNA from Eremomyces bilateralis CBS 781.70, 793 nucleotides. RefSeq lists its product as uncharacterized. The transcript is spliced from 4 exons. Bases 71 to 793 code for a protein of 240 amino acids. Lineage: Eukaryota; Fungi; Ascomycota; Dothideomycetes; Eremomycetales; Eremomycetaceae. The record is from RefSeq and is a predicted model, not a curated record.